UGGAGUUUUGACACGAAAACAAAACACAACAUACUUUGAAGACGUUUGCGAAUGUUUAUCAAUCUAUUUUGGUUUAAUUCAAGGAAUUUUGCAGAAAGAUGACGCUUGAAACAAACAAGCCCCACAAGUCCAUGAUUUUAGUUUACUUGCAAUGUUAUUUUGUCACAAUUGCAACUAUAUUGGGGACAGGAAUCUUAGGCCUUCCAGUAACACUAACCCAUGCUGGGCUGUAUCCAUUCCUGAUUUCAUUCAUUCUCGGCUCCAUUAUACAGGGGCUGUUAAUCUUUUUCUUCACUGAUCUUCUUCAGAGAGCUUAUGCCUUACAAUUGAAAUCAUGCAGGGAAGAUCCAUAUCCAAUCGGUGAAGAGACAGAGUUUCUAAUGGACGAAGACAUUGAUGAUCUACAAGAUGAAGCCAGUGGUGAGAUUAUACAUGUACACGGUCCAGUGCUAGCAGGUCAUGUGAUCAUACCAAAGGACAUCAAUAUCCAACCCCCCAACCUUCAUCUCCUAGGCAACCAGUUCCUGCCGUGUGGGCUGCGACAAUUCUUCGAUAUCAUUCUUGUGCUACAAUUUAUGGCGUUGUUGAUCAGCUAUGCGCUAGCUGGGAGUGAGGCCUACGGUGCUCUGAUAGGUAUAGACUACCGUUUCAUCAUCCCAGUGUUUGUGUGGGUCCUCACGCUGGCGAUUGUGUUUGCCCUGAAGUUUAUCCAGCCUAUAGUGUCGGUACUCACUUUUUUCAAGGGAAGUCUACUCCUUGGAACGGUGAUUGUUACGUUUUAUGUUGGGGCUUCAGUCCAUAGGGAAAUUAUCAAUGACUACAGCUACUUUGGUGCCCCAUUCCUCAUGGGAACUGUAGCCUUAGGAGGAGUUGUCAAUGUGAUGCCAAUGUUAUACAGCAAAAUUCAACCUUUGAAAAAUCAGAUCCAGAAUUUUAGAUUUGCCAUCGUACUAGGCUUGUUUACCUGUGCAAUUCUGAAUAUUGGCUGGAGUUGGGCUGUACUGGAUAUCGUGCCCCAGCUAGAGAAGUAUACCUGUGAAGGUGGUAACACAACCACCUGCUACAAUGAUGUGUCCUUGGAAAGUGCUGCCAAACAUGGAGAAAUCUCCACUAUACCACUUACUACUGUGAUAUCUCGCACCUAUCCAACAUUUGAGUGGGUGGCGAUUCUUGUGGAGUUAUUUAUAGUCGUGAGCAUAACAGUUUCGUAUCUGACCAUUGGGGCCGUUCUUCACCAUACAUUAAAUGGCUGGGUGAAUUCAUUUUGGGCCAAAGACUCGAUGUCAACCUACCGUGACAAACUGAAGACACCAUCCAAAUGUUCCUGGUGUAAUUCUCAGUGUAUGUGCAAUUCAGUGCUGUCUCUGGUUACAUUUGGGAUUGUGUUCCUCAUAGCCAUGAUGGAUCCACAGGGUUUCCUUGACAUGUUGGAGAAGUUUGCGUCCUUCACCAUCAACCUGGAGGUGGCCUUGUUUGUCUUCCUAAUGCUGCUCAAGUCAAGGAACUCUGAAAACAGGAGAUUGAAAAUCCCACUGCCAUUACCACCUGUAGUAUAUUACCUGGUGUACAUCAUACCCGUGUAUUUCGGAUUUGCCGUGGGUUACGACGUAUACAACACAAUAAGAGACAUCAUUGUCGAACAAUCCGGUACUUCGCAGGGAAAAAUUAUCACCCAAGGAAUUACUGGUGUUGCCAAAAAUAUAACCAAAAGUUUUAAUGUGACAUCGUCAGUGAUGUCAUCAACAUUGCCUAUGACAUCUUCAAAUGUGACAGUGUCAUCAUUACUAGAAAAUGUGACAUCAUCAACUUUGGUUCAACAUUUAGUUUCAACCGUGAAAGAUUUUACAGGCGGAGGAAGAUAAAAUAACUUAGGGUCCACUUUAAUUAAAUAUUCCAUAACAUUUCCAUUGCAAUACUUAUGUGCAAUUUAAGAUAUUUUUAACUCUCUAUAUAGAAUAAUUCAUGAGGUGACAUAUUAAUACAAAAGAGAGAGUCCUAUUAUUUUUUUGAUAAAGGCAUUUUCCACAGUGAUUUUUUCAUUUCUUUUUUCUCCAUGACUAUUAUUGUCUGUCUCUUUUUCAACCAAAUAUUAUAUAUAAGUGUUGUACCAGCUCAUGGAAUGGUUUUGCAAAGGCUUUCUAAAAUGAAUUUUCACCUUUUCUCAAAUUUUUCCCAACAAGAUACUAUUUUAUUUUACAUACUUUUACAUUUUUGCAUAUUGCUUCCUUCCUAUUCAAAUAUUGGAACUACAGAUUAAAGAAAAAAGAGACUCAGUUGCUUAAAAAAAAGAUACACCACUUUAGAUAAAGUCUAUGAAACAUUCUUAAGUUGCUAAUUAAGUAUGUAAUACAAGAGUUAUUAAUAUUUUAAUGAAAAAAGCUUGAAUUUUGAUUGUCAACAGCCAAAGUAUUUCAUGAACUGUUAUUUAUGAAACUUGCAUAGAUUGAAUAAAACUACUUGAAAUGAAUUGAACAUGCAAGUUUUGUUUUCAUAAGUUCUGUAUCACCAGAGUUAUUGCCCUUUUAGUAAUUAGAAAAGUUUUAGUUAUUGAGUCCAGAGCCAAAAACUUACUUUGUUACUUAAAGACAGAUUAUAAUUAUUAUUAUUAUUAUUAUUAUUAUUAUUAUUAUUAUUAUUAUUAUUAUUAUUCGAGUUUUGCCUCCAUACCAGUUAGAUUAUAGUUGCUGCCCUUUAAUUAUUGAAAAAAGCUUAAAUUUGUAUAUUUGUAAGUGAAAAGACAGAAAUUGAUGAAACUCAUAUAAUGUGUGUUUAACAAUAGUUUGAUUGGGCACACACAAGUUUUUCCUACAUUGGAUCAAUACUACCUGAGUUACUGCCCUUUAAUUAUUGAAAAAAGUUUAAAUUUGUACUUUUGGAACUUAUGGACAGAGCUUAUGUUUAGUGCUUAUAACUAUAAUGUUAUUGUGCACACACAAGUUUUGCCUAUUUUGGAUCAGUACCACCUGAGUAAUUGCCCUUUAAGUCAUUAAUCACUUAAAUAUGUAUUUUUAAAGUUGUAAUUGCUUUGAAAUUAGCUGACUGAAACGUUAUGAAGCUAACAUUCAUCAUUAAAAAGCAACUAUACACAUAUAUAUAUAUAUAAGCAUAUAUUCUUUUUAAAAACAUUCCUUUUUGCCACAUUUUACUUACAUUGGGAGUGUUUAACUGUUUUGUUCUUAAACUAUGAAACCAUUGGCAGUAGAUACCAAUUCGGGAUUCGCUGGUUUAAACUGAUAGCUGAGCUUGACUUCACAACUGUUUGAAUUCUUUUUGAAACUCUUAAACUUAUUUUGAUGAUACUGAUAAAAUCAUAGUUUAUAAUAUUAUACAUUUUUAUAUGCUCAUUUUGACAGGUCAUGUACUAUAGGAUCUACCCCACCAGCAUAAGUCCCACCAGUAUCAUAACGGGUCAUAAUUCAAAUAUAUUUCUUCUUAUUUUAAUGAAACUUGUGUGGAAUGCUCAUGUUAAGAACCGUUUCAGAAUUUACCAAUGUUAGAAUAAAUACUUUUGUUAUACAUUACAUUAUUGUCAUUACUUUAUAUAUGUUUUAAUGUAUAUGCAUAAUUACUGUAAAUCAUGGGGUUCUAAAGUUCAGGAUAAAUUAUUAAAUCAAGGUUGAGACCUUUUUACUUCAAACUUUCAAACAGGUGUAAAGAUUGUAUUUUGGUCGGACAUUUGCAGCAAAAAAAGUAGGAAGUACCUUGAAAUAAAUAUAAAUGACUUCAGGGCCCUGGGUCAUAUUCAAUAAGCAUCUUAGUGAAUAUUUUCAUCGAGAAUUUCGUAAUUUUUGACAUCAAUUAUUUUAACUGCCCGAUACUUUCUUUCCGAUUAAUUCAUAUACUUAUAUUGUUUAGACCAUUUUCUUGCUUAUUUUCAUAUUUUUGGUAUACAAACAAUGUUUGUUUUUUUUCAAAUUAGAAAAAGGCAGUUUUUCACUAAGUUGAAAUUUUAGCUUGACUAUUCGAAGAAUAGGUGGGCUAUACUACUCGCCCCGGCGUCGGGUCCGGUUAAAGUUUUAGGGCAAGUUGGGAUUUUCACUUAUAAGUCCAAUACCCUACAUUCAACUGACUUAAUACUUCACGCAGUUGUUCAGGGCCAUCACAUGAUGAGGUUAGAUAACUACAUAUCAUUCUUUACACAGAUUAUGGCCCCUGAUUGACUAUGGAACUUAGGUUUAAGUUUUAGGGCAAGUUGGAAUAUUUAUUAAUAACUUCUAUAUCCUUUGUUCAGUUGACUUCAUACUUCACACAGUUGUGCCGGACCAUCACACAAUGAGAUUACAUAACUCCAUAUUAUCCUAAAUACAUGUUAUGGCCCCUGAUUGACUUAGGUUAAAGUUUUAGGGCAGGUUAAAGUUUUAGGGCAAGUUGGGAUUUUCACUUGAAACUCCAAUACCAUUCAUUCAAUUGACUUAAUACUUCACACAGAUGUUCAGAGCCAUCACAUAAUGAGGUUAGAUAACUCCAUAUUAUCUUUUAUACAAAUUAUGGCCCCUGAUUGACUAUGGAACUUAGGUUAAAGUUUUAGGGCAGGUUGGGAUAUUGUUUAAUAACUUCUAUACCCUUCAUUGCACUUAAAAAAAUUCAAAAUUAUUUACGACCAUCUUACAACAAGAAACAUAACUCCGUUUUAAGCCUAAAUACAAAUGAUGGCCCUUGAAUUUUUUUUUUUUAAAUUUCCUUUGAAAGGCAUAUUUGUAUAUUCUUAACCACAUUUUCAUAAUGGGAAAUCAAGUUAUUUGAAUGACUUGCGUCAUUGUUUGGGCGGGCUGGUGGGAGAGCAGCAUCAAAGUCACAUUAUGUAUCGAAUAAUUUUAGUUAGGUUUGACAUAAAGAGACCAAACUUGGUAUUAUUACAUCGUUAUUGUAUUCUAAGUCAAAGCGGCGUAGUCGAGUGCGCUGUCUUACAACGGCUCUUGUUUUACAAAGAUUCUAAUUGAAUAAGGCCCCAAAAACAAUUUGAAAAGGGGUCAAAGCCCCUUUUACCCUGCUUUUGGCAUGAAUCCCUCUAGUCAAACAGACCCUGAUUAAAUCAUGGCUAGAAAAAUAUCAGCUGUUAGAACCCCUGUUUUAUUCCAGGACAGUGAUCUGUGAAAUGUUGUACAUUUUUGUAGUAAUUUAUAUACCAUAAUUGCCUUUAUUUGUAUGAUGUUAUUUUGUGCUCAAUUGACGCUUAUUAAUCUGAAAUUCUUGUUAAUUUUUGGACAAUUUUUUUUUUCUUUAAGGUGUUGAUAUAAAUGUUAUAUUUUGUUAUCAGUUGCAGUUUGAAUGAAAAUUGUGAUACUCAAUAAAAUAUUGA
This is a messenger RNA of Mya arenaria, 5299 nucleotides long. RefSeq lists its product as uncharacterized. The record is from RefSeq and is a predicted model, not a curated record. Bases 99 to 1862 code for a protein of 587 amino acids. NCBI's taxonomy places the organism in Eukaryota, Metazoa, Mollusca, Bivalvia, Myida, Myidae. The transcript is spliced from 18 exons.